CUAGGUAGGUAGAUCUUGUUGCAAAAAUGGCAAUCAACAUCAACGAUGGAAAAUGGUUAAGUUUAUCCGUUACAAUUAUUCUCUUCGUAAUGGGCGCAUUCGAAUCGAAAACUCUAAGCAUACUGCACCGUUUACUCUACACAUCUUGGAUGUUAAUCAGCUUGAUCGGCAGCAUAUUCGCAUUUUUCAACACAAGCGACACGUUAGACAAACUGCAAACCAUCGGUGUUUUCUCCACUACUCUGAUGUUAAACUGCGUCGUUUCAGCGAUACUCGCGAAUCGUCAUAAAAUAAAAACCAUCAUAAGUUCGCUGCAAGAAAACGCAGCAGGUAAAACUUACAUCAUCAAUCGAGCAGCUCGAUUGGCCAAUAAGAAGCUGCUUUUUCUCGCCUUUUUUCACGGUUUCGCAUCGGUCUUUUUUUUCGUACCGCCGUCGAUUUAUUUUAUGACUAAACCGCUUCUGAAAUCCUACGAGACCCAAGAAGUGAUUCAGUUUUGGUUCACUUGCGGAACAGAGGAACGUCGAGGUAUUAGAAGAUCGUUGUGUUGGAAUGUCGAAACGAAACGAGAACUGAUGAUUAAAAAUAUGAUUACGAGUUCGAUGGCUGCGAUCGAGGAAGGCGGAUUUUUUUGCGGAAUUGUACUCUAUUGCGUGGUUAUGGCGGAAUUCUACGUGCAUUUGGAUAUUUUUAGAGCUAAAAUUGUUGCAUUGUCGCAGUACUCGGAUCAGUUCUCGGUGGAUUUGUAUAGACAUACUAGGGAUCAGAAAUGGAAACGGAGUGUUUUAUCGCAUCAUAAGUUGAAUAUUGAGAAGAUGUUGGUGAAAAUCGUCCAUUAUCAGCAGUUUCUUAGAUGUUGUAUCAAAGAAAUAAAUUCUACAUUCGAAGGUUUCACUAAUAUCUUCUUCAUUGCGUCCUAUGGUGUGUCAGUUGUGCUCAUAAUUUUGGUUUUUUUCCAGACACACAAUAGAAUUUUAUUGUUCAGACAUAUCCCAAUAUCUGCAAUAAUGUUUGUCACCAUAGGCAUGUUCUGUUACUUCGGACAACUUAUUUCUGAUUUGAAUGACAUAUUGUUAUACGAGCUGAGUAAAAUACCUUGGUAUCAACAAGAAAUACAAUUCCGUAAGAAUUAUAUAUUGGCACUGAACCAGAAUUACUUACCAUUACAAACCAAGUUUUUCAAUUCUCGAGUGAUCAACUUGAGUUUCAUGCUAUCUGUGUUCAGGACGCUUUAUUCUAUCAUUAAUGUAUUGUUAUUAAUGAUAAGAAAAUAAUUUUUCAAUUUUGCCCCUUUGUGUUUUAACCAUGAAAUAAUAUAAUAUUGGUACAUACUUUACUUACCUAUAUGCUUAAGUAAUUAAUUUGGUAUGUGAGUUGACAAAGAUAUCCAGGAAGUAAGUGUUUAUUGGUAUAUUAAAAUUUCAAUUUUUCAA
Planococcus citri (citrus mealybug) is the source of this 1433-nucleotide messenger RNA. RefSeq lists its product as uncharacterized. NCBI's taxonomy places the organism in Eukaryota, Metazoa, Arthropoda, Insecta, Hemiptera, Pseudococcidae. Gene Ontology annotation, cellular component: plasma membrane. The transcript is spliced from 4 exons. The record is from RefSeq and is a predicted model, not a curated record. The coding region runs from base 27 to 1274 and encodes 415 amino acids. Gene Ontology annotation, molecular function: olfactory receptor activity; odorant binding. Gene Ontology annotation, biological process: sensory perception of smell; detection of chemical stimulus involved in sensory perception of smell.